Cryptosporidium ubiquitum is the source of this 210-nucleotide messenger RNA. RefSeq lists its product as uncharacterized. The transcript has 2 exons. The record is from RefSeq and is a predicted model, not a curated record. Bases 1 to 210 code for a protein of 69 amino acids. Lineage: Eukaryota; Apicomplexa; Conoidasida; Eucoccidiorida; Cryptosporidiidae.
AUGAUGGGUGAGGGCGUAGUAUUAGGAGAAAGCAAAAGGAGAGGUAGCGUAAUAGGUAGUGCAAAGGAGCAGCAGGUACAGGAAAAAAAAAAAAGCAAAGUUUUUAUAAACUCCUCUGUUAGUUCAGAGUGCGAUGAAUUCUCUGUUCCUCCAAUUUGUAUCUGGCUCACCAUAGGAAAAGAAGUGCAAAUCGUAGAGAUUAGAUCCUAA